This is a messenger RNA of Penicillium antarcticum, 199 nucleotides long. RefSeq lists its product as uncharacterized. The transcript is spliced from 2 exons. NCBI's taxonomy places the organism in Eukaryota, Fungi, Ascomycota, Eurotiomycetes, Eurotiales, Aspergillaceae. The coding region runs from base 5 to 172 and encodes 55 amino acids. The record is from RefSeq and is a predicted model, not a curated record.
CAUCAUGGCCAACCAGUGUUCCGGUCACGUCUUUGCCAUUGUCCAGGCUACCAACGGCAACAUCCUGACCUGGCGGUGCUCAGACUGCAACUCUGGACCCUUUGUGGCGAUCUGGCGCUGCAAGAUUUGUGGCCAUUGUCGCUGCAAUGCAUGCCACAAUGCCAAAGCAUAGGGACUUCUGCAUCUGCCGGCAUAUACA